Molecule: messenger RNA, 2722 nt
Organism: Aspergillus melleus
Lineage: Eukaryota; Fungi; Ascomycota; Eurotiomycetes; Eurotiales; Aspergillaceae
Exons: 2
Coding region: 1-2484 (827 amino acids)
Source: RefSeq, a predicted model, not a curated record
AUGAUUUGGUUCAACGUUACCGAGUUCAACCAGACCCACCAGAACUACCUGAUACUCCUUCUCUUCGUCCUUUUUGGUCUCUUCUUCCCGGAUCUCCUAUCGAAACUAGAAGGGGAAUAUCAAGCGCCUAUUUUCACACAAGACCUGAUCAACCUUGAACUUAUUGCCGGACCCUGGUUCAUCCCAGACAUGGACUUGGUUGAGCUAUCAAUCUGCUCGGGUAUGGUUUUUGCGGUGAUAACUACGCUAGGUUUCGUGAUGGGUUUCUGGGACGAUAUCUCUCCUUGGAUUAUGACUGGACUGAACAAGCUCUUCUCCGUGGUGCUCGGUUUCAAGUGGCUGGUUAAACAGCUCGCCGUCGUACGCUCUUACCAAGGGCUCCGCACCACGUUGCUCCUCACCCUCAAUGAGUUGAAGCAAUCGACUAGCUGCCGUCUUUUGUGCCGGGUCCCCUUCGAGGCAAUCCUGUGGCUGUACUCUGCCCCUGACCCCCGGGUCAUGAUCAUUCGAUUCAUGGCGCUAGGAUUCUUCGGCGUGGUCGCGUGCAUCACCAUGUUCCUUUGCGGAGGACAGCUCCUGUCGGGCUUUGCCGCUGGUCUGUUCUCCACACAGUGGGACAUGGGUGUGUACUGCUCCUUCUCGCCUCGAAAUUACUUCUACCUGCCUUCUGGCCGGGGUCGAUUGUUGGCAGAGUUCCACUGUUUCGGGCGUAACCUGGGCGUGAACUUGAACGGAGUGGUCGAUGAGAACCAAGCGCUGCUUGACAGUCAUCAGGAUGAGUGGCCUCUUCUUCCUAUUGUUCUGCUUGCUCUUGUCUGUGUCCUUGCCUGGAUGUACUACGUUCUCUCUGAGACCGUCGCUGCCGAACAAAUCGCCCAGCCUGAACCUGUGGUUCAGGCCCAGACAGUGAACUGCGCCGUCGACCAGGGAGCACAGACCGACGAUUCUGCUGUGCUUGAACGCGAGCGUCAACUCGAGACAAAGAUGCAGGCUUUGAUCAACGAACACGCUAGCGAGUGUGAAAGCUACAAGAAGACGAUCAAAGCCCAGGAGGAGCGCAUCGUAGCGGACGCCGCGAAGCAGUUGGCAACGAAGCAACGGGGAGAAUACGGGGAGUUCUUCGGCACGCUGCCUGCGCCUCGCGUCUCGUUCGGGGAAACAUCUUAUACUACCUCGAACGUGGAGCCGCGGCAGCGUGACAUCACUCGUUCCCAUUUGGAAGAGCAGGUCGAGAGGAAGAACGCGCAGCUCGAGAAGAUGCAGGGGGAAUUGGUGGAGGUCAGUGAGGAUCGGGACUUUCUCUCCCAGAGGGUCAGAGUGCUGGAAGCCAAGGAAGAUCGCGCCGAGGACGAGUUGCAACGUUAUCGAUCUGCCAAAGUCGAGCUGGAACGUCAGCAUGCUAAGUUGAUGGCGCAGACCGAGGCCGAAUACGUGGAUGCUAUGAACGAGGUCCAUUCGCUCAGGGAUUGUCUCUUGGAGCGGGACCGCGCGCUCGAUAACAGCAUGCAACGCGUACGGGAACUGGAAAGCCUGAGUGAUCAAGGGGGGCAGGUCUAUACGCAGCUCGAGGAAAGAUAUUAUGAGCUCGUAUCCCGCCACGAUGCACUCGUAUCCAGCAACGAAGCACUCUGCAAGGAAAGGAGCGACCUCCUGAUCGAGAUCGAAAUGGGCAAGGCCUUCGACGCCGACCCAGAGCCAGCCAAGGAGCGCGAUGCCGCCAACCAGCGGUGCGAACUCCUGAAGGGUGAGAUCAAGUCUCUGGAGGAUGAAGUCAAGGCCCUGGAGGGUAAGGCCGGGAUGUUAGAGUCGGAGAGGGAUGGUGGGGAGGCUUUGUAUCAAGGGACACUCGCUUGGGCCAAAGGGGUCGAUGAAAACUGUCGGGCAGCUUUGGCCGCCUUUGAAGAGGACCGCGACAGGCGUCUUGCCGAUCUAGAGACUGCCCUCGAGAGUGCCGAGGCCAAAGCCGCCCUGAGCGAUCGAAAUGCCCGGCAGGUCGACCACCUCGAGGGUAAACUGGCGAACGCAGAAACCCAAACCAGGGAGUGUCGGCAGGAGAUCGGGCGCCUCGAACGUAUAGCCCAGCCCCUCAGAAACCGCGUGAGGGACCUGGAGGAAGCUGCGCGUCUGUCGCAGGGGACCCCCCAAAAGCGCCGUACGAGCGACAUGGGAUCGAUCGUCACGGCCCUCGAGAAGAGCAGGGUAGAGGUCGUGGAGCUGCGGAAUGAACUCCGGAUGCUGCGCAGCCAAUCUAGCCUCAUGGUCGUUGAGUCUUCCGACCAGGCUAAGGAUGAGUUCAUCCGCCAGCUCCAGGGUGAAUUGGACAACGAGCGGAGGGCGAGGGCGGCGGCCCAAACUGCGUCGAGCGUCCAGGUUAGGGCUCUGGACGAUCAAAUCCGAAGCCUCACGAACUCCCUGUCCGACGCAAAGACCCGCCCCGGGGCGUCCCCGUUCAAUCGUUCGAACGGGAGACGCCGUCCCUUCUGAUCCUUCGACAGGACUUGUUCUCGCUCUUCGAGUCCGGCCAGUAAUGGCAACGGGCUUGAAAGAGUUUCGAGACAGAUUUCCUCGGGAUCCCGCUCAACCUGCGACCCUGCGCGGUAUUCGACCUGUCCCUUGGUGCUGAGAGUUGAUCAUGACUCCCAGCUGGACCUUCCGUAGCUACACCUGAUUCUGUGGCUGCAUGUGAGUCCGCUGGUUUGUAGACGUGUUCCUCUACUCCCGG